Desarmillaria tabescens is the source of this 1295-nucleotide messenger RNA. RefSeq lists its product as uncharacterized. The record is from RefSeq and is a predicted model, not a curated record. The coding region runs from base 342 to 1193 and encodes 283 amino acids. The transcript is spliced from 3 exons. Lineage: Eukaryota; Fungi; Basidiomycota; Agaricomycetes; Agaricales; Physalacriaceae.
GUAGGAUGGGAGGUCUAAUCAACACCUUUUGAUGUUGGUCGUCGGUAUCUGGAAAAGCGGUACUUUACAAGGCCGGAUACCGUGUCUCAGAGGCCUCUAGACGAAAAUGGAAUAAAGUGGUCAAGGCAACAGGACAAGGCAAGCGCCCUGGGAUGAUGAUGAUGGAAUGAUGGUGAUAGCUUUUUAACGAGAGAUUUGGGACAAAGGCUGCCAACCUGUACUCACUUUCUUUUUUUCUUUGGCCAGGCGCCGAUAAUAUACAUUACAUUGACGUUUCUGUGAUCAUCGCGAAAUACUCGGACACUUUGCUCACUGCCGAAGUGGAACUUCUUUUUCUAAUAAUGUCUACAAGCAUCUCUCAUUUGUCAUUUUUCACCGCGUCGACCACUCCCGUAGCUUCGGGAAGUGAGUCAAACGGUUCUUUAACGGUGGCCAUUGUGACAGGUGUAGUGGGAGGUGUAUCCACAUGUGUUGUAAUUGGAUUGGUGAUUUAUUUGCUCGUUCAAAGACGAAGACAAAGGAAACAGGUCCGACAGGCGGGUUCUGACACAGAAAAAGGACCGGCGAUCACAAAAGAUAUCCCACCGCUUCCGGCAGUGUAUUACAGCAAAGGGGAAUUCUCCUCUUGGUCCACGGAGAGCCUUCCACCUGCGCGUCCCGCGAUUAAGGUGAUAACAGACCUUUCAACCGGAAAAACACUCCCUAAAUCACCGAGCAAACCUACGACGCCGAAGUGGAAACUGAAACGAGUACCCGUGCCGCGACUCUCGCGACUUCCGCCUUCUCCCAUGCUGAAUCGAGUUCACUCUCGUCUGUCUUUUUCACGAUCGAGCAGGUCGAGCAGUCGCCGGACCACGAAAAUAGACGCGGUACCCCCGGUUCCAGUUCUUCCUUCUCCCUCGCUACCCCCUACCCCCGUGCCAUCCGUACUAGUGUCGGUACCAGCUGGUGCAUCCUCGCCUACUAAUCCUUUUCCCUCUUCGGCUUUCUCCACACCAUCAGUCGCCACUCCCUCAGGCUCGCUUCCACCUACUACGCUCGCCAUCCCAACGUCAGCCUUUCCAGAUCCAGAUGUCCCAUCAUCAGCGGUUUUCCCACUGUACACCCUUUCGCCUGCGUUUCCAUCACCAUCAUUGUUUUCGUCACCAGUUGGAACUAUGCCAUCUGCUCAUCAGCGCCCUGCCGUAUCUUGAGAUGACGCCUUUUCUCCGGUUCCCGUCAUCCCUUAUCAUCUUGUCUCGUGGAUGCCUCGUAGUCGGUACGCGGGACCGAUGACAAUGGACUCUUUUUAUAGA